GUGUUGUUCUUGGAGGACUAAUAUCCCGAAGCUUAUUUUGUGGCUGGGGGAUUUGGGACUGGAAUUUCAAAGCGGAACUCAAGUUGACUUUGUUUGUUUCCACACGAACAAAUAAUCUCGUCUAACAUUGUCACGUAGAGGAGAUGGCAGCUCUCCGGACGGCACUCCAUGGACGAUGGGUGGUUCAGGCACUCCCUUUUUCCUGUGGGUCACUGCGUUUUGCCAGUUCCUUUAAGGCAGCUGACCUCACCUUUGAACGCAACCCAUCAUGCCAUCCGAAGCCGGACCCAUCCAAAUUGGUGUUCGGCAAACAUUUCUCUGACCACAUGUUGACCAUCUACUGGUCAGAGCAAAAUGGCUGGGAGGCUCCACAGAUCAAACCUUUCCAGAACCUGUCGCUGCACCCAGCCAGCUCUGCCCUGCACUACUCCAUAGAGCUGUUUGAAGGCAUGAAGGCGUUUCGUGGGGCCGACAACCGCAUCCGCCUCUUCAGGCCCAUGCUGAACAUGGAGAGGAUGCAUCGCAGCGCAGAAAGAUGCUGCCUUCCUACAUUUGAUAAAGGUGAACUGCAGGAGUGCAUCAGAAAGCUGGUGGAGGUUGACCAGGAGUGGGUUCCUUACUCCCAGGAUGCUAGCCUCUACAUCAGACCCACCUUCAUAGGAACGGAGCCGUCCCUUGGUGUUUCUCGGGCAGGAAAAGCACUGAUCUUCGUGAUAAUUGGACCUGUGGGCCCUUACUUUGCCACCGGGUCCUUCAACCCUGUUUCCCUGCUGGCAGACCCUUCAUUUGUCCGAGCUUGGAAAGGAGGUGUGGGGGCCUAUAAGAUGGGAGGUAACUAUGGGCCCACGAUAGCAGUGCAGAGCGAGGCAGUGAAGCGAGGCUGUCAGCAGGUUCUGUGGCUGUACGGAGAUCAGGAGGAAAUCACAGAGGUCGGCACCAUGAACCUGUUCAUCUACUGGACCAACGACAAAGGAGAGAGGGAGUUGGUAACUCCUCCACUGGACGGCCUCAUUCUCCCUGGAGUGACUAGACAGUCACUGCUGGACCUGGCCAGAGGCUGGGCCGAGUUUAAAGUGACCGAACGAACGAUGAGCAUGAAGGAGCUGCUCACAGCUCUGGAUGCUGGAAGGGUCCUGGAGGUGUUUGGAGCAGGGACAGCUUGUGUGGUCUGUCCUGUCGGCAGCCUCCUGUAUAAAGGAAAGACAUAUAAUAUCCCCACCAUGAAGAAUGGUCCAGACCUGGCAAAGAGGUUCUACAAGGAGCUUACUGAUAUUCAGUACGGACGCACACCUAGUGACUGGGCACCACUGGUCGUUUAAAUGGCCCUUUUUGCACACGCCAGCUGUAUCAACAGUUAGUCACAUAAUUCCUGUGUGAACGACCAGCAGCCACCCACUAAUGCACUCCUGCUUACUCACCAACCUGAAGAAGGUGGACACUCCUCUCUGCCAGCUUUUAAAAGACUCUCCUUUUCGUGCGGACUAGCGUAGGAAUAUUGGUGAGUUGAAUGUGACGACUUUGGGAAGAAUAUUUGGGAAGCAAUAUUAUGAAAAGUAUGCAGCGGUUUAAUUUGAUAUGACCCCAAAACAAGAAAAGUAAAUGAUAACAGCCUGGAAAAAAAAUAUUGGUGAUUGAUGAAAUUAUUUAUUGCACUAGUAUUUGUGCGUCUUUCCAGCUGUGAGUGUCUUCUGCAGGUCACAGUCCAGAUGUUGCUUCCUGUAGUCACUUGCAUUCAUUCAUAGUAAUGACAGUGGUCAUAUUAACACUACAAAGAAGCAGUUUCAUCAAUAUUUCAUUCUCGCGUUAACAAAAAAAAGCACAGGCGAAUAUUAGCAAUAUGUGUCUAGAACCUAUUCUGUAAAUGCAGUAUCUCAUGUACUACAAAAGCAAAAAUGUAACUAACCUGUAGAACUUGCAACAAUCAGUGGUGUUUUUUCUCCUAAACGUGUAGCUGUUACAUGUGAGCAGUAGUCAGUGAAUGCAGCGUGCGGCUGGUUACCGUCGUGUCUCCUACUCAGUGAUGAGGGACUGUUACAGUACAGUAGUCGUCAUGGGGCCACGUCACUUUGACACUGAUGUUUGCACUGACUUUAGUUAAGGUACGUUACCUGAGCUUUUAUAGGAGGAAACGCAAGCGUUUUUAUGUUUAUUGGGUUUUGUUUGUUAAGAACACGACAGCACAACAACUGAAGAUGGAAGCUAAGACAAAGACAUGCGAGUGGACGAUGGUAUGCACACAUGCGUAGGAUGACCGAAGGGCUCAGACACAGUCACACCUGCACUAGUUACUGUGUGAUCCUUAUGAAUCAAUGUAUAGUGACAAUUGGAUUGUGUUAUAUUAGAGAUUUUUAAAUAUUUUUGUCCUUGUUGUCACAUUAGGUCAAACGUCUUCCAAAGUAAUGAGACAAUGUGAGUGGUGGCUUGCUGUUUCUUAGCUUUACGUCCUUCCUUUGCUGGUUUUCCUGUAUUUUAAUGUGUUUUAUCUUUUCCACACGUACUGUACAUCUGUUCGUUUCUUCUAAGUGCCUAACGUCAGUCUGUGCAUCUGUAGCUGCUGCUUGUUUUCGGGCGAUAGCUGGGUUCUUUCAGUUAUGUCAGAUUGGGGAUUUUUAAUGUGCUGUAAGUUUUACUUGGAUGUUAUUGUUUUUACAAUAAAUCUCAUCUGGGUCAAACAUUU
Molecule: messenger RNA, 2677 nt
Organism: Betta splendens (Siamese fighting fish)
Lineage: Eukaryota; Metazoa; Chordata; Actinopteri; Anabantiformes; Osphronemidae
Gene: bcat2
Product: branched chain amino-acid transaminase 2, mitochondrial
Exons: 11
Coding region: 144-1319 (391 amino acids)
Biological process (GO): L-leucine biosynthetic process; L-valine biosynthetic process
Cellular component (GO): mitochondrion
Molecular function (GO): branched-chain-amino-acid:2-oxoglutarate transaminase activity
Source: RefSeq, a predicted model, not a curated record